UUUAUUCCUUUGACCGAGCAAUCAGAAUGGAAACGAUCGUCUUGAAUGAAGUUGAAGACGCCAAUUCGCACAACACCACAUCGUACAUCGAGAAAAUUGUUCGCACUAAUGUAUUCAAGUCCAUCUGCGAGGAGAAUCUGCAGCAACUGGAAGACGAGUUGCCGCCAUGGGUGUCCUUUAACAAACUGGAUAUGGAAGUUCUGAAUACCGAGAUGCUUGGCCACAGCAUUGGCACCCAGACCGACAUAGAAGGUGCAGAAUUCGCGAUCAAAGCGUAUAACUAUAUCACCUGCCUGUGGCUAGUCAUAGCAUUGCUAUUGGCGCUCAUUCUACUGCCAUGUACACUUGUUAAAGUAGACACUAUCAAAUCGCACUCCGCUCGUAAUAAUAGUUAGUUAUUAUUAAAACGAGCAUUGCUAUUUUAAGCCUUGCUCCACACUCGUGACAACUACAGAUAGCGCGCGUUGCUGCUACUUCCAAUUCCUAUAUACCCUACUCGCCCGUACUGCACUCGCAUUGGAAAUUUUUUUUUGGUUGCUGUAGAGAGAGUUUUAGAUUACCACAAGAAAAUCAAAAAUCAAGAAAAAAUGGAAAAUCAUAGCAUAAAUUCAACGUGUGCCCCGAGAGAUGGCGAUAGCGACAUUGACACCCAAUCGAACCCAAUAUUAGCUGUCAAUAAUUAGCCCAUAUAUGUAUCUAUAUUUACAUAUACUCGUACAUAUACACCAAAUAAAUACAAGAACUGGGGUGAAAUUCCAUUCGAGAUGCAAUUAAUGGGCAAUGGCCUCAAUGCAACUGUGAU
This is a messenger RNA of Drosophila grimshawi, 802 nucleotides long. RefSeq lists its product as uncharacterized. Lineage: Eukaryota; Metazoa; Arthropoda; Insecta; Diptera; Drosophilidae. The transcript has 2 exons. The coding region runs from base 27 to 395 and encodes 122 amino acids. The record is from RefSeq and is a predicted model, not a curated record.